GUGCGAAUCUUCGACUCUUCUGGUAGGCCAUUUGGAAUCUUGGGUAAGGCUAGUGGGGAUUCGGUGUCAGGUCACCGGUUUCACCAGCCUCGCGGGUUAUCCAGCGGCCUGGGAGGUCUGCUGGCUGUAGUCGAUGCCCGUGGCAAACACUGUGUUCAAUUGUUCGACCCACGAGCCAGCCUAGUACGUCCCGUCUCCCACUUGCCAACGCAGACACCAGGCAGAGUCAUGCAUGAAGACGACCAAUGGUCGGACGGAUGGAAUCAAGGAAAGCUGACUGAAAUGGAAUCCGAGACAAAGGGUAGGCAUGAAUGA
Protopolystoma xenopodis is the source of this 315-nucleotide messenger RNA. The record is from the annotation of a GenBank genome assembly. NCBI's taxonomy places the organism in Eukaryota, Metazoa, Platyhelminthes, Monogenea, Polystomatidea, Polystomatidae.